CAAAAAAUGCGCAACUCUGAACUCGGGUGCGGACCUAACCAGCCAAAUACCCGUCCGUCGCCUUCCCUCCUCCUCCUAUAGUCCCACACCUUCUCUGAGAACGAACCAGAAAGAGAGAGCGAGACAUUUACAAGACUGAGUUCGAUGUGCAGUUAGCAAACGCCAGCGUCUAAAUUCUCUUCCGCCUCUCAAUUUCUCUCUCUUUCGAUUUAAUUCAUCUACGGAAGGGUUAUGUCCCUCCAUUUGUGCUUUCCCAGCGGUCCGAUUCUUUAAUUUCUGAUUGAGCAACCCUAAAUUCGUCGAACCAUGGAAGAGGAAAAAAUUAGCGGCGGCGGCGGCGGCAGUGGCGUUGGAGGCCGCACUGGGAAUGGUGGUUCCGGUGAUUCGUCGAGAGCUUCUUCUUCGUUUGUGAAAUCGGGGGACCGGCAAAUGUUCACAGUGGAGCUACGACCUGGAGAGACUACCAUAGUUUCAUGGAAGAAGCUUGUCAAAGACGCCAACAAGGUUAAUGGACUCAACACUGUGCCCGAACCUCCAGCCAACCCCAACCCCGUUGUUGAGUGUCGCAUUGAUCCGGGACAACCGAUUGAAGAUGAAGUGAAAGAUGCAACAGCACCAAAUCGUUUUAAUGCAGUUAUUGAGAAGAUUGAACGAUUAUACAUGGGUAAGGAUAGUAGCGACGAUGAAGAUAUAAUUCCGGAUGAUGAUCGGUAUGAUACAGAAGACUCAUUCAUUGAUGAUACCGAGUUGGAUGAAUAUUUUGAAGUUGAUGAUUUGGCAAUAAAACAUGAUGGAUUUUUUGUUAAUAGGGGGAAGUUGGAGCGCAUUGAACCGUCUGGACAGCCUAAUCAACAGUUGAAGAAAAGACGCAGAAAAGAUUUAGAGAAAGGUCAUUCUGAAAAUCAUGAUGGUCGCUCAUCAAAUAAGCACACAAAAGUAGGAAAGAUAGCUACGGGAAAGACAGCACUCAUGGUUGCAAAGAGUUUUUCUAAUCUGUCACAAAACAUGGCUAUCACACAUGAACAUCGUGAAGAUGAAAAAUUGCAGAAUCAAUUGAACAUGCCUGGACAUGGUUCCAAAAAAAAAAUUGGUGACACGAAAAUGACAUUGGACCCUUCUACAUCAAUUAAAGUUUAUAAUGGCGAUACCUCUACUUCUGUAGCAGAAGCGAAGGACCUUGAUCCAUCAAAGCCUGGUAUUGUCCCAUCCAAGAACCUUGCCAGCAAAUCAAAAGAGUCAUGUGGACCAUCUGAUUCCUUACAACAGAACCUACUUGAGAAAAGUGCCCAUGCACCCUUCAAACCCCAACCUGGGAGGCCAUUGAAUAGCGUGGAAGAGGUAGAUUCCUCAACUCAGUUGAAAGAGAAACACGGCAUUCGUGAAUUGCCAGACAUUAAUUUGCCAGAGGGCAAGUAUUCCAUGCAAACAGCAAAAACACCAUAUGUGCACAAAAAGGAUGGUUCUAGUGUUAGGCCAAAGAGUUCCCUGCUGGAAAAAGCUAUAAGAGAGUUAGAAAAGAUGGUUGCGGAAUCUAGGCCACCCCUUACGGAAAAUCCAGAGGCUGACAAUUCAUCUCAGGCUGUCAAAAGGAGAUUGCCAAGAGAAAUCAAACUCAAGCUUGCUAAAGUUGCCAGAUUAGCGGCGAGCCAUGGAAAAUUAUCAAAAGGGUUGAUUAACCGACUUAUGAGCAUUCUUGGUCACUUGAUACAACUGCGAACUCUAAAGAGAAAUUUAAAAGUCAUGAUCAACAUGGGUAUCUCAGUGAAGCAGGAGAAGGAUGAUAGGUUUCAACAGAUAAAGAAAGAAGUCGUCGAGAUGAUUAAAAUCCGGCCUUUAUCCAUGGAGUCUAAGGCAUUCGAACAACAAGCUGGAGCACCUCAAAAUCUCCGUGAACUUGUUUCUGAAGAAAAAGGAGUCCCUAAAAAAAAGUUUGUUAUGGAUCCUUCAUUGGAGGACAAGAUUUGUGAUCUCUACGAUCUGUUUGUUGAUGGACUGGAUGAGGAUGCUGGUCCACAAAUUAGAAAGCUGUACGCAGAGCUUGCAGAAUUGUGGCCAAAUGGGUUCAUGGAUAAUCAUGGAAUCAAACGUGCAAUAUGUAGGGCAAAAGAGAGACGUAGAGCGUUGCACGGUAGACAUAAGGAAUGUAAACUUCAGCAACCAAACUCUUCUAUUUCGUUGACAGAAUUAAAUGAUCAAGAGAAAGUCAAGAGGAAAAAGAUGUUACCACCAAGAGUAGAUGAUACAGUUAGAACUGAGAUUGGUUCAGUAGCUCAGCCACAGUACGCCAGGGAGCGAUUAGCCUCUGAAUCAGGUGUACAACCAGUCCCAGCAGCCAAGCCAGUGUCUAUUUCGGCAGCUAACAUGGCCCAGCUACCAUGUCCUUCCACGAGUAUUGGAAACGUAGACAGGCUAAAAUCCGAGAAGUUGAAGGGAAGCUCAAGCGGUUCCCUCGAAGACAUGAGAAUGGUGGACGGUGCAUUAACGAAGAAAAAGACGAAGAGGAAGGCAGAGCUGGAGUUGGACGAAACUCAUAAUCGUCCCGAGAAGGCGCCCAUCCAACAUGGAGAUGAAAAACACAAGCCCAUCAACAAGCCAACUGCCAGUCUUCCUCCAAAGGCAAACAUUCAAUCAGCUGCUCCUCCAAGUCUGGAACAGUCAAGCUAACAUGAUAUUACUUCCCAUGCGUCUAAUCUACACCAUAAUAAUGUUCUGUCACACAUCACCACCCUCACUGCAUCCCACAAAAUUUUCUCCCCCUCUCCUCCCUCAUUUCUCUCAUUCUCGGGUUUCAUUUAUCGACCCGAAAAAGCCAGGAAAAAAGAAGCCAUUUUUGUAAUUACAUGUUCGUGCAUGGGGCUUUCUGGAUUAGAAAUGUAUCUUAAAGUAGGGAGAGCUCAAGUAGCAAUUUUAUUUGGAAAGUAGUCAAUUUGAAGGCCUCUUUCUUUUUUUUUUUCCAACUCUUAUGGUUCUAAUUAUUUGUUUUUCCUCUAUGCUAAUUUUCUGUUAGUUU
Molecule: messenger RNA, 3010 nt
Organism: Momordica charantia (bitter melon)
Lineage: Eukaryota; Viridiplantae; Streptophyta; Magnoliopsida; Cucurbitales; Cucurbitaceae
Product: ubinuclein-1
Biological process (GO): chromatin organization
Cellular component (GO): nucleus
Source: RefSeq, a predicted model, not a curated record